Molecule: messenger RNA, 2238 nt
Organism: Sphenostylis stenocarpa
Lineage: Eukaryota; Viridiplantae; Streptophyta; Magnoliopsida; Fabales; Fabaceae
Source: the annotation of a GenBank genome assembly
AUGAGAGAAAAGGCAUGUGAAUUUGCGUCGUUGGGGAAAGCAAAAGUCCUGCUUCCCAAACAGUACGAGGCAAUAGUUCGGUUUCCACUUGAAUGUUUGGGGAAUGCCAGUGGCAGACACCUGGGCAAAAUCCACGCAGUGCAAGAAUGUGAGAAAAUCUCAGUCAUGAAAAUCGUCGAACACUUCCCGUUCAGUCGCAGCGCACUCUCUUCCUUCCACUUCCACCUCUUCUCGCGUCCACUUUCCACUCAUUCCCCGCAACCCCUUCACCAACGAAACCAGAACCAAGACCCUCACUCUCUAAUGAAACAAGACCCAAUCGAGAUAUGCACCUCACUAUGGGUCAAAACCUUCUCCUCUCCGCAAAACACCUCGUUCCCCAACCUCACCGGCUUCCUCUCCAACUUCGAUAUCUGGCUCUUCGCAUACCAACGCUCAUGCGCCCACGCCACCGGCACCUUCCCUCCUCGUAACGCCGUUGGCACCCCCGUUCUCCAAUCCCUGCUUUGCCUCCGUAACGCCGUAGUCCGCAACCGUUUUGAAUGGAACGACAGAACAAACCCUCUUCUCCGCGCCCCCAACGACGCCGCCAUUUCGAAGCCCCUCUCCAAACGCAGACUGCAAGCCGCUAUCAAAUCUGGCGCGCCCUGCUUCCAGGAUCGCGUCGUUCAGGAGGUUCUCCUCAUGAUUCUUGAACCGAUUUUCGAACCCCGGUUCUCCCCCAAAUCACACGCGUUUCGACCCGGUCGAAACCCUCACACGGUUAUUCGCACCAUUCGGAGUAACUUCGCAGGGUACUUGUGGUUUCUCAAAGGGGAUCUGAGUGAGAUUUUGAACCACGUGGAUCCACAUGUUGUAAUGCGUUCUCUUGAAAAGGGUACUAGGGAUAAGAAAAUUUUGGGGUUGAUAAAAUCUGCGCUUGAGGGUGAGAAAAGGCAACGUGUGUCGCGCAAGGAAGAGAAUGUUGAGGAGUUGAGGAGGCUUAAGAAGAGGAGGGCUACGAAGAAGAGGAUUCUGAAAGAGAAUGAGCCGAAACCUGAUCCUUAUUGGUUGAGAACGUUUUUUAGUUUUGCUCCUGAGGAGGCUGCUAAGGUACCUAAUUAUGGACAUUGUGGGAUUUUAAGUCCUUUGCUUGCUAAUGUUUGUCUUAAUGAGUUGGAUCAUUGGAUGGAGAAGAGGAUUGUUGAGUUUUUUAGGCCUAGUGAGUUUGACUCCAUAUGGAAGUAUUCGAUUGAUGAUGGGUGUCAUAACCCGGCCUGGCCAGAGUUUGUUCCGUCGAGUGGAAGGGAAAAGACUAGGAAGAUGGAUUACGUUAGAUAUGGGGGCCAUUUUUUGAUUGGGAUUCGAGGGCCAAGGGAGGAUGCUGUGGAAUUGAGGAAGAAGAUUGUUGCAUUUUGUGAGAGUCUGUUUGGGGUGAGGUUGGAUAAUUCCAAGUUGGAGAUUGAGCAUGUUACUAGGGGGAUACAGUUCUUGGAUCAUAUAAUAUGCCGGAGGGUGAUACACCCUACCUUGCGUUACACGGGUUCUGGAGGGAACAUUGUGAGUGAAAAGGGUGUGGGGACUUUGCUCUCGGUUACUGCUAGCUUGCAGCAAUGCAUUCGCCAGUUUAGGAGGCUUGAGCUUGUGAAGGGUGAUAAAGAUCCUGAGCCACUUCCAUGUAAUCCUAUGUUGUACUCGGGUCAAGCUCACACCAAUUCUCAAAUGAACAAGUUCCUCGAGACCAUGGCUGAUUGGUAUAGGUAUGCUGAUAAUCGCAAAAAGGUUGUUGGCUUUUGUGCCUAUGUUGUUCGGAGCUCAUUGGCCAAAUUGUAUGCUGCUAGGUAUAGGCUGAAGUCCCGUGCCAAGGUGUAUGGCAUAGCUUCACGAAAUCUCAGCCGUCCUCUGAGGGAGAGCACUAACAAUUCUGCACCUGAAUAUUCGGAUCUUUUGAGGAUGGGGCUGGUGGAUGCAAUUGAAGGUGUUCAGUUUUCGCACAUGUCUUUGAUUCCAUCUUGUGAUUAUACACCAUUCCCAAGGAAUUGGAUCCCGGAUCAUGAGAGGGUGUUGCACGAAUAUAUAAAACUUGAAAAUCCCAAGUUUUUCUGUGAGUUGCUCAGAUCUGUUAAGCAAAAAGGUUUAAAUCUGCCUCAAGAUGAGAUAUCUCAAAUGGUAUGGGACUACAAAACUCUGGGAGUUAGUUCUUUUCGAUCUAACAAGGAUAAAGAAAUAAAAUCUGUUUUGAAGGAGAUUACUGAGUAA